Molecule: messenger RNA, 279 nt
Organism: Heterobasidion irregulare TC 32-1
Lineage: Eukaryota; Fungi; Basidiomycota; Agaricomycetes; Russulales; Bondarzewiaceae
Exons: 2
Coding region: 1-279 (92 amino acids)
Source: RefSeq, a predicted model, not a curated record
AUGACUCCUCCAGCUCACGCACGCACGCCCGACUUCUCGUCAACUCCUCCGCCCGCCUCUCCCUCAUCCUGCAUCAUUGCCGACACCGCCCACGCGCUCGACCCCGCAUCCUCACAUCCUCUCCCCACACACACUCGACCCCGCACACGCUCGACCCUGCACACGCUUAAUCCCCCAUUUGUCGGCCAUCCCGCGCUCGUGGCUGAGGAAGUCGAAGAGGAAAGGCGGCGGCGGCGGAGGAUGAGGAGGGCUGGGAGCUCAGAUGGGCAUAGACGAUGA